GCCAGUGCCGGAGCGAUGCCGGGGCUCAUCGGAAGGAGCGGGGCCGGGCCUGAUGCGGAGGGGGCGGUCGCAGGCUGGGCCGGGCGGCAGCGGGAGGAGCAGCGGGAGCAUGGCGGAGGCCGAGCAGGACGGCGUGCCCGGAGCCCCGGGGGCGCCGCGGUACCGGGGAGCGCUGAACCCCGACACGUGGGAGCAGGUGAGGCGGCGGGGCCGGGCUGCGGGGCCGGGCGGGCCGAGCCCAGGGCGCUGUGUGCGUGUCCGUCUGUCCGUCCGCAGGAGCUGGAGGCCAUCCCCAUGUUCAUGAAGCGCUGCCCGGCCGAGAUCGACGCGGCGCGGCAGCCCGAGCUGGCCUGCCUGCAGUCGCUGCUGUUCGACGAGGAGCGCGGCCCCGCAGAGCUGGCCGGGAUGUACAAGAACGAAGGGAACGAGUACUUCAAGGAGAAGGACUACGGGAGAGCCGUGGCCGCCUACUCGGAGGGGCUGCGGAGGCGCUGCGGGGAUGCCGGGCUGGACGCGGUGCUGCUCACGAACAGGGCGGCCGCACAUUUCCACUUGGGUAACUACCGUUCUGCUCUAAAUGAUGCCAUCCAAGCCAAAAAACUGAAGCCCACCCAUCUCAAAGCCGUCAUAAGAGGAGCUCUCUGUCACAUGGAGCUGAAGAAUUUCUCAGAAGCAAUAGCAUGGUGUGAGGAAGGCUUGCAGAUAGACUCAAAAGAGAAAAAGCUUGUGGAAAUGAGAGCUAAAGCUGACAAAUUAAAGCGAAUUCAGGAGCGGGAUGCCAGGAAAGCAAAGGUGAUGGAGAGCAAAGAGCAGUGUCAGAAGGAAAUUUUGCUUGCAGCAAUAAAGGAAAGAAAUAUCAAACUGCUUCUUCAGCCUUCAGAUGAAGAAGAAGUGUCAGAUGGCCUGGCUGAGAUAUCCUUGGAUGGGUUCCACCCUGACAGUGCCACGGGGGCAAAGGUGCACUUAGAUGCUGAUGGCAGCCUGAACUGGCCUGUCCUCUUCCUGUACCCUGAGCACGAGCAGACAGAUUUCACUGUGGCUUUCCAUGAGAACUCCAGGUUUAUUGAUCAUUUAAUGGUGAUGUUUGCUGAGUUACCUCCAUGGGAUUUAGAAAAAAAAUACCUUCCCAACAAUCUUGAGCUCUAUUUUGAAGAUGAAGAAAUGGAAGAAAUGUAUGAGGUGAACCCAGAACACACAUUGCUACAAGUGCUGCAGCACGAAAGGUAUUUUGUAAAGGCCGGGACCCCGACAGUUCUGGUAUUUGCCAAGCGUUCUCCUUUCUCUAAAAAAUACUUCUCUGGCAAGAAAGUGCAUCGACUGUAAUGAGCAAGAAAGAAACGAGGAACCCCGUGCAAGAGGCUGCUGUUUGUCAGCCCAGCUCCAGGCUGCAGCCUUCUGCUUGAACAAAAAUACCUCACACUCUUCAGGGGAGGAAAAUAAUCUUGGCACACAGGGAAACUUCCAGGGGAGCAGCACAGGAGAAGGAAGGGCUAACAUGAGGGGAUUAUUUGUUUAAAAGGGAACCCAGCUGGCUUGCAGAAGGUCUCCUCUAUGAUAGGCUGCAUGUGGUUUUGAAAUAAACCUGAAGCAGUGCCAAAGACUGGCUGUGGUUGCAGUAACAGCAGCUGGGAAUGUACUUCCUUACCUGAGGAGAAUCACAGCUUUGCUCGGGGGUGGGCUGUCACUGCUGGGCUUUAGCAGCAGUGGCCUGGGGAGAUACCUGCCUGCUGCAGCAGGGUGGAUGCAGCCAGGCUCCUGCCUGGCACUCAGCAGCUGCUGUUCUGUCACUGCUUGGCUGUGCUGCUGGCCAGGGUGAGCACAGCUCUUUGUUUGGAGCAGUGUUUGACCAUUUUGAUACCUUACUGAAUGUCCUACAGAACCUGGAAUAAAUGUGGCUAUUUUAAGUAGACUGA
This is a messenger RNA of Prinia subflava (tawny-flanked prinia), 1913 nucleotides long. RefSeq names its product tetratricopeptide repeat domain 4 (gene TTC4). NCBI's taxonomy places the organism in Eukaryota, Metazoa, Chordata, Aves, Passeriformes, Cisticolidae. Gene Ontology annotation, molecular function: Hsp90 protein binding; Hsp70 protein binding. Bases 16 to 1323 code for a protein of 435 amino acids. Gene Ontology annotation, cellular component: nucleus; cytosol. Gene Ontology annotation, biological process: protein folding. The record is from RefSeq and is a predicted model, not a curated record. The transcript is spliced from 9 exons.